AUGGGUGAUGAGGAGUUUAGCGUGGGGGAUGCGGGGGCCUCUAUGGGGACUCCCAUUCAGUGUGGUGCUAUAAAGAAAAAUUCUUACGUCAUCAUAAAAGAAAAGCCAUGCAAAAUUGUCGAGGUGUCGGCCUCAAAAACGGGCAAGCACGGGUCUGCGAAGAUCAACUUUGUCGGCAUUGAUAUUUUUUCCGGCAAGCGCCUGGAGGAAUGCCGUCCUUCUGGUCAUACUGUGAUCUCUCCCACUGUCACCAGAACUGAGUGCCAGCUGGUCUCCAUUGAUCAGGAUGGAUUUCUCGAACUUCUGAUGGCUGACAAUACCACUCGCUCUGAUAUUCACGGAAGCGAUAUGUUAGAUACUCUGAAGGAGAAGUUUGAGAAUCUUGGGGAUAAUGAGGAUCUUUUGGUGACCUAUAUUUCAGCCAUGGGCCAGGAGAAAGUUGUCGAGUGUCGAAUUAAUACCAACAAAUAA
Echinococcus granulosus is the source of this 471-nucleotide messenger RNA. Its product is annotated as Eukaryotic translation initiation factor 5A-2. Lineage: Eukaryota; Metazoa; Platyhelminthes; Cestoda; Cyclophyllidea; Taeniidae. Gene Ontology annotation, molecular function: ribosome binding; translation elongation factor activity; RNA binding. Bases 1 to 471 code for a protein of 156 amino acids. Gene Ontology annotation, biological process: positive regulation of translational termination; positive regulation of translational elongation. The transcript is spliced from 2 exons. The record is from RefSeq and is a predicted model, not a curated record.